Messenger RNA from Punctularia strigosozonata HHB-11173 SS5, 993 nucleotides. RefSeq names its product terpenoid synthase. The coding region runs from base 1 to 993 and encodes 330 amino acids. Lineage: Eukaryota; Fungi; Basidiomycota; Agaricomycetes; Corticiales; Punctulariaceae. The record is from RefSeq and is a predicted model, not a curated record. The transcript has 5 exons.
AUGUCCUCGUUGACGCAAGUUCUGCUUCCCGAUCUCGUGAAGCCGUUCGACACGCGUCGUUCGGUGAAUUCUUUCCAUUCCACCGUCGGGCUAGAAGCAUCAGCAUGGGUCAACUCCUUCAACAUCUUCAGUGGAAGUAGGCCAACGUUAUUCACGGAAGCGAAAACGGAACUCCUCGCAGGAUAUGUAUGCCCGUCCGUCGGCCGCGAGGAAUAUCGCAUGUGCUGCGACUUGCUCAACCUCCUUCUCGUUAUUGAGGAACUGUCUGCUCGGCAAGGUGGACUAGAUGCUCGGAUUACGGGAGAAGUGUUUUUCAGAUCUCUUAACUCCCCCGGAUGGCAUGACGGAUCAGCUUUGGCUCAUGUCACGAAGCAAUUCAGAGGCCGUUUCAUGCGUUUUGCCCGCCCUUCUUGCCGCCAUCGUUUCAUGAAACACUGCGAGGACUACGCUCAGGCCGUGGUUCGCGAGGCUGAGUAUCGGGCCCGUCGCGAUAUCCUGGACGUGACAAGCUACACUGUACUAAAGCGCGAAAAUACUGGCGUUCGUGUAUGUUUUGCGAUGCUUGAAGCAGCGCUGGGUCUUGACCUGCCGGACAUCGUCUUCGCGAACCCGGUGUUCAUAUCGUUGUACUUUUGCGCGGUAGACAUGGUAUGCUGGUCGAAGGACAUAUACUCUUACAAGCUAGAUCAAGCGAAUGGACGUAGCAGCCACAAUAUCAUUACAGUCCUCAUGACACACCAGCACACGUCUCUUCAAGAUACAUUUCGCUUCGCGGGCGAAUACUUCCUUCGGUUGCUACAAAGGUUUCAUACCAUAAAAUCAACGCUGCCCUCAUGGGGCGGUGGGACUGAUGCGGCCGUCGCGCAUUACGUCCAGGGCUUGGAAAGAUGGGUCGCUGGCAACGUCCAAUGGAGUUUUGAGACAGAGAGAUACUUCGGACGGGAGCGAGAGCAGGUAAAGCGAACCCGAAUCGUCACUCUUUCCCGUGGUUGA